This is a messenger RNA of Pectinophora gossypiella (pink bollworm), 5345 nucleotides long. Its product is annotated as irregular chiasm C-roughest protein-like. Bases 393 to 2912 code for a protein of 839 amino acids. Gene Ontology annotation, biological process: cell-cell adhesion. Gene Ontology annotation, cellular component: cell-cell junction. NCBI's taxonomy places the organism in Eukaryota, Metazoa, Arthropoda, Insecta, Lepidoptera, Gelechiidae. The transcript has 20 exons. The record is from RefSeq and is a predicted model, not a curated record. Gene Ontology annotation, molecular function: cell adhesion molecule binding.
CCUAUCGCGCCGGACGCGUAAUCUAUGACGAUUUAACUCCGUUUACGCGCGCAAUCGAACUUUUGAAGUAAGAACGCUGAUGAACUUAUUUUUUCCGAUUUGACAUUUUCCUUAUAUUGAAAUAAUUUUUGGCCUGGUUUUGAAACCUUGAUUUGUGAAUUGAAUAGAAGUGCGAGUGUAUUUUUCCGAAGUGACAGAUACUUUUUAAGUGUGUCGAAUUUUUUAUUCGUGCCAGUGACAGUUUGUGAAAGUUUUGGAUUGUUUGUUUUGGGAAUCGAUUGGAUUUUAAAUUCUGUCUUGGAUGGGUCAAACUAUGUGUACAAACGAUUCCUGAAAAACCAGCACAAAUGAAACAAACGCAAGAUUCACACCAUGCGACAAAGAUAUAAGCGAUGGCGGCGAAACUCAAAGAGGAAUUUGAAAAUGGAACGCCACUCGUGGUGCGCGCACGCAGGGAUGAUUCGAAUUUCGAAAAUAGAACGCAGACAGUGAAACGGAAAUGGCGGCGACCGGAUGUGGGGGUUUGGUUCCUGUCGUUUACUGUGCUGUUCGUCGGUUGCCAUGGAUACCAGGAACAGCGGUUCGCGAUGGAGCCGCAGGACCAGAAUGCAAUCGUCGGAUCAAGAGUGACCCUACCUUGUCGAGUAGAGAACAAAGUGGGAACUCUUCAAUGGACGAAAGAUGACUUCGGGUUGGGAACCAACCGCAACCUGAGCGGCUUCGAGCGCUACUCCAUGGUUGGAAGUGACGAGGAAGGAGACUAUUCCCUGGAUAUCAGGGACGUGGCCCUGGAAGAUGAUGGCAGGUACCAGUGUCAAGUCAGUUCCGGACUCAAUGGCGAGCCUCCGAUCCGGUCGCGGUACGCAACGUUGACGGUACUGGUUGCUCCUGAGCCACCCCGUAUAGCUCAGGGCGCGUUCAUAGAUGCUGCAGAGGACCAGCCUGUCGACAUAGAGUGUGUCUCCUUUGGAGGGAAACCAGCUGCUGACAUCACGUGGGUUGACGGCAAUGGAGUAGUGAUAAAGGAAAACGUACAAAAUAAGGUUGAAAUGUUGCCGGAUGGACACCGCGCAACGACAAGGUCGGUGUUGCGGUUAACUCCGACCAAAGAGCACCACAACCAGACGAUCACCUGCCAGACACAGAAUACCGCCGACAGAGCACCUCGGGUCACCACAGUACAUAUUGAGGUGAGAUACGCUCCUAAAGUGAACAUCUCCAUCGUAUCUGGCGAGGAGAGGAUACCCGAGGGUUCCGAAGCGAGGAUACGUUGCGAUGUCGAUGCGAACCCCCCACCACUGAUCUACCGCUGGUAUCUCAACAACAGUCCUGUUAUUGGAGACUACACUGAGGAAAUGAUAAUAUUCAACGUGUCCCGUAAGCACAAGAAUGCAGAAGUACGUUGCGAAGUCAGCAAUACUGUCGGCAAGAACGGGAAGUCCCUUAAAUUGGAUGUCACUUAUCCCCCAACGUUCAGGACACGACCACAGAACGUGGAAGCCGAGGUUGGUCGGAGUGUGACCCUGAGUUGUGAUGUCGAUGGUCAGCCUACACCAGAAAUCCGAUGGUUGUUCCACGAGCCUGGACGCAUCGGGCAGGUCAAGGGGAAGGCUCUGAACCUGAAGGUAUACGUCACCAAAGAAACUGCAGGACGAUACAUCUGUAAGGCAACCGUCGAAGGUUACCCAGAAAUAACUAGCGAAGCCACUAUUUUCAUUAAAGGUGCUCCAGUAAUCGUAUCAAACAGAACCCAGCUCGGUUCAGAGGGCGACAGUGUCCGGAUAGAAUGCGCAGCAUUGUCGGUUCCCAAACCUGAUGACAUAAGAUGGUACUUCGAAGGUCGGGAGAUCAGUGUCAUUCAAAAUCCAGACUACGCAACACUAGAAGAGACCUUACCAGAUGGUAUCGUAAAGUCCAGCCUGGUCAUCAGAGCCAGCCAAUCAAAGCACUAUGGCAUGUACAACUGCAGUGUCACCAACGAAUAUGGGAACGACAAUGCAGCUAUCACUUUGAAACCCAUCAAAACCCUUCCACUCUUCAUCAUCCUUAUCGGCGUGACUUCCGGCAUCAUUUUGUUCUCCGCUUUCAUCGUUCUGGUGGUCCUCUGUCAUAGAAGAAGAAGAAACAACUCCAAACAAGUCUGUGAGAAACCUGACGUCACUGUGACGUCAGGAGACAUGUAUAAGGAGAGCGAUAGGAGUUCCAAUAUCAGUGAUCUUAAGCUUCAAUUGCCGCAUAGCGACGGGACGUAUGAGUUGGACUACACCAGCUCAGAUCGUUCAGACACCAAGAUCCCUGCCGGUCUACCGCUGGCUGGUCCCGUUCAUCUGCCGAACAUGCGUCACGAUGACCCUCUCCUGCAGUUCCGAUACAGCAACGACUAUUCGGACCCUACUUAUAGUGACCCUUAUUUUAAGAAUCCGAGUGGGUAUGUGUAUGACUACCCACAGGGAUACGCGCCGCCUUCUCACUUGAGGGUACAGUCACCCACACAACUUGAAGUGCCUCAGGCGAACAGGUCACUACAAGGGUCAUUGACUCGCAGCAUCGAUACGACAUCGACUCUGCCUCUAUCGACAGGCAACGUGUCGCAUAGUAACUCUCUGCAACGAACGAAGGGCGCGGAUGAGACAGACGCCAUUAAUAACUUGGGGCUCCCUGUUGGUGGCGAAACACCACCAACGCCCAUUUACGCCCAGCCCAAUAAUCCGAAAAACGCAGGCGUGGACUUAAGAUAUGCAGCCACUUAUGGCAACCCAUAUCUACGGAAUAGUUCACUGGGUUAUGGCAACCAAGUGCACACAGCUAAGCCCGCCGCGACUCCCGCGCCACCGCCCUACUCCGCAGUUAGGAGUUCCGUGGUCAUACCCUCAGGUAAUGGCAGUCAACCUUCGCAGGCGACGCAUGUAUAGCAAAGGAGUAAAGUUAGACUUGUAUAAAUUAUACUGUAUUAGUAAUAGGAAAUAAUAAAACUCUUUAAAAAUGUGCGCGUUAAUUUGACCACAAAGGAGACUCUUAAACACAUAACACCACAGAAUAAUGAUCAAUUUGUUGGUGAUACUUAAGCGUUUGUAAUAAUUAUUUCGUGCGUGAUUUUAGGAUCUGUUAAAGAGACGUUAAGACAUAACUAAGUAGUGUUGUCCUAAAUGACAAACAAUAUUAGAAAUAUACUUGAAGAUGUUCUAAAUAAAUCGCUUGAAAAUGUAGUCGUUAAGUUUGCCACUAAGAAGACUAACUUAAGGGGUCACUUAAACAUGAGACGACAGAAUAAUGAUUAAUUUGUUUGUGAUAGGUACUUAAGCGUUGGUAAUAAUUCCUUAGUUAAAUGUCUUAAAGUCCCUUAAGAGAUCCUAAAAUCGUACUAAGAACUGAACUGUUGUCAUAAAUGACAGAUGAUAUUAAAAAUAUUCUUGGAGAUGUUCUAAAUGCAGGAAUGAAUAAACUAAGAGUUGAAGAAAAAACUCGAAGGUUAUAAUAUAUUUAAGGGAGUGUAAUUUAAUGACCCUCCGACUCUUGAAGUAAAUUUUUGUAGUAAACGGUAAAUUAAUAGUACACCAAUACUGUGAGGCAGAUUAUAGAAGAUUAUAGUUCUUCUUAUCCUUUUAGGAUUGUGAUGGGAAUAAAGGGGAAGACAAAGGAAGUGGUAAGUAAUUACAAAAAAAAUAUUGAAAAUUAAAAAAUAUUUUUUUGGAAAUUCUUGUUAAUCAAUUAUUAUUUUGAUGAAAAUAAUACUCAUUUGAUUAUUGGUCACUUAAUACAAACUAUUUUAGUUCAUAAACCAAUACAUUACUUAUAAUCCUUAUAUCUAAUUUGUUGUUAUCAACCUACCUGCAAUUAGAGCGAGUAUUGACUAGAACAUGGGAUUAUUAUAUGCAUCGAACAAUACUGCAAUUAAGCGGUUGAAUUUGAUUACAGAAUUACAUUAUAACCAUCUGAAUACACCUGCAACAGUAUUGCUUUUAGAGCAGAUCAUUUUCCGAGGUUUAGACGUAUUAUAUAUUUGAAAGAAAAAAAAAAGAUAUUAAUAAUGUUGGACGGCACAUCACUACACACUUAAACGAAAUCACAAAGAAGAAGAAACAUUAUAGAUACAUUUGAAAUCUUCAAUGAUAUUUGUGAAAUGAACGAAUUCAGAAAAGCAGUGUAUUAAAAUGCUGGUAACACUAGCAAACAUUUAAAGAAAAUAAACUUAAAGGAUUAACAUUAAAGACUUAUCAGAAAGCCUGUAAGAAUUAUUCUUACGUAAUGAGAUGAGGCAAUAUGGAAUUCAUUAAAAGUCGACAAAUAUCUAAUCAUCAUAAUGAUUAUAUUAAUUUAACUUUCGCUUUCUGAUGAGUAUAUAAUGUUAACCCUGAAACGGCUAAAUGCUGAUGUAAUAUAAGAUGUUCCUAUAGAUAUUAAAUGUAUGACUGACAAUGUAAAUAUUUCAUAUAAAUGUUAAGCCACGAAUGUAUAUUAUCAGGUCUUUACACACAUAAAUAUUAUUGAGUCUAUUUUAUCAAAGGUAUUUGAUUGGUAAUUUAUUGAGCGUGUAAGGCCCUUUUUUUGCUUUAAUCUCAUGUCAAAGAUUGAUAUUUCUGUUUGCCAUAAAUGUUUAUAAGACGAUUGAACGUGGAAAAUGGGAUAAAUAAGAUACCCAGGAACUGGGGGUUUAUACCUAAUAUUCUUAAUGAAAUGAAAUUUCUUGAAAAUAUAAAGAUUAAUAUGAUUGAAUUGCUCAAGAAGUAAUAUGUAUAUAUUUCAGAUUUUCCAGAAUAGAAUAAAUAUAAUAAAUGUAUGUACUAAGAAUACAGACUGAAAAUGAUAUUUUGUAAAUUUUAUAUUAAAAAUAUUUAGUGUUUCCAUUCAUAGGUUCAAUAUUCUUUACAAUAGACAAAUUAUUUAGAUUUGUAUAUUGAAAAGAAUAAUCAGAUUAUAUUUAAUUAGAUAACAUAAAUCUUAGAAAAUGGUCAAUAAGUUAGGAGAAAAUCAUAAUUUUCUGUGAUAAUACAUAGUAUCGAGAAAUUAGAACUGCAUUUUAAACAUAGUUUCCCGUACACCUUUUUAAUAAAUAUGUGUGAAUAUCAUAUUGAUGGAAUUACGAUUUAAUCAUGAAUUUUGUGUGCCACCCUAAACUUUAUGCCUUAUAAAAUAUGGUUUACAGGUAUCUUUGCUUAUUUUUAAUUUAAUUGUAAAAACUUCCAUUAUGCCUGUGUACCUCGCAUUAUUAAUGUUUUCGUUGUCAAAAAAAUAUGAAAAUGUAUAAAAAUAUAUUGCAUGAUACAGUGUUUUUGUUCUUUGCAUGCCAGUAUAAUUUGCAGUUAUUUUCGAUAUAUACGUUCUCAGAAUAAAACUUUGACUUUAUA